Cuscuta europaea is the source of this 3190-nucleotide messenger RNA. Lineage: Eukaryota; Viridiplantae; Streptophyta; Magnoliopsida; Solanales; Convolvulaceae. The record is from the annotation of a GenBank genome assembly.
CUUGUUUGAGGCGUGUUUGGAAUUUAAUUGAUUCCUGCUUCUAUUUCUGCUGUAGCGAAUGACUGGUUUAACACAUUACCGGGAGCAUGAUACUAAAUUUCCCUUCAGUCUCUUCCUAAAUUUCCGCGAGUUGCCUUCGUCUCUUCAGCCGUUUUCCUCUUCCCCUUCCUCUCCCCAUUUCGCAGGCUAGAGAAUUCCUCCCUACUCCCUCUCAUUUCGUCGUCUUCACUCUUCAAUUCUUGGUUUUUCACUCUUCAGUUCUUGAGUGAUUCUCUGUGACUGCUUCAGAGAUUCUUCAUUCUUCCAUGCCAGUCUGCAAAAGGGUUAAAACUUGUAAGAAAUUCUUCUCAAUUCCACUAAACCCUCGCCUCUAUCUCACUUAUUUCUUCGUGUCUUCAUUAUCUCCUGCAAUAGGAAGGAAUGCAUAAUGCCUCGAUACAGAGAUGAGCCUUCUGCAAUCCGGGUCUACACGGUUUGCGAUGAAUCCAAGUUUUUGAUUGUGAGGAAUGUUCCAGCCCUGGGGUGUGGUGAUGAUCUCGCAAAAUUGUUUUCUUCUUAUGGGAAACUUGAAGAAUGUAAACCCAUGGAUGCUGAAGACUGUGAACCAUUUACUGAUGUCUACUGGGUCAAGUUUCAAAGGAUAGAAAAUGCCAGGUAUGCUAAAAGGAAAUUGGACGAGUUUGUAUUCCUAGGGAACAGGAUUCAGGUCUCAUAUGCACCUCACUAUGAGAGCCUCUCUGAUACAAAGGAGAAGUUGGAAGGCAGGAGAAGGGAAGUUCUAACACGACCUAAGUCUCAAAGGUGCAUAAAUUCUGCAAUCCACAGGCUAGAUGGUGUGAGCACAUCGAUAAUCUCUUCAACCUCCUCACAUAUACACUGCACCUCUAAAACGUUGGGUAUUAAUCAAAGUCAGUUCAUGAAGUCACAAGAGACCAACUACAACAGAGAUGCUUCUAUGACUAUUUGUGCAGUAUCUUCUGAAAAGGAAUAUUUUCCAUCACAAUCUAUGAACCAAACUGUUCACUUCGUCAGGGAUAAACUAAGCAAGAUAAAAUCCAGUGCAGAAGAAUCGGAAGCUGGAACAUCCAAGAAAGCUCGAGUAGACAACAGAAGGAGAAUUUGACAGUUAUGGGCAAGUUAAGAGAAUAUUUUCUUGCUUUCCACAAGGUUUUUUUUGCCUCACCUACUGAUAUCCUGGAAUUGCUUUGCCUGCUAAAUUUACAUUCAAGGUGCUAUAAGUGCUCCAAGUUAUUGGCAAUGUGGAAUUAGUAUGAGAGUUGAAUGAACCGUACAAUUGUUUGCCAUAGCUAUGCCUUGUACUUCAAGAUUCCUUUUGCUUUAGUCAUGCCUUCGUUAUUUAUGUGAUGUGCAUGUAAGUUACAAAUUGCACAAGGCUUUGUUUUCAAUCCCCAUAUGAUCAGUCCAUUCUUUCACUUGUUGAACGUGAUUUUCACCAUUGUUCACGUGGUAAUCAACAUGUAUAAACUCUAUUUAGAUCCUAUAUUCCAUAAUAAGGUAUCACAAUAUGUGAUUUUAAAAAGGAAUAUAGCAUCACUCCAACAUGACAUUCCGGUCAGCUUUAAUAUCACUCAACAGGUUUAUGCUGAUGUUGCAGCUUGGUGCAAGUUGUUCCAGAAAAUCAUUGCUAUCAUGAUUUUGGUCAUCAAAUACUUCUGCUGCGACAGAAAGUGAUGCUUGAACUGUUGUCCAAAUAUCCCAGAGGAGAGGAUGUGGGUAAUGGAACGGUCUGGCUUGACAUGGAAUGCUCACUUAGCCUGCCAUCUUCCUGGAAAAGUAAUGUGUACAUUACACAUCAAUUUUCAAGAACUCAGCAAUUGGUCAGACAUCUCUAGAUUUAUGUCUUCAAUAGGGGCCGAGGGCCCAUAUACUCUAUCAAUAACAAUCUGUAAUGUGUAGAAAAUAAAAUCAUAUUAUGUAAUAAAUAAUGCGUAGUAUAUGUAAAUGGCAACUGCGAUUGAAGCAGAACAUCAAUAACUAAGAAAGAGUAAGAAAUAUAAUAGAAAACUAGAUCAAACCAGUUAAAACGAAAAAAAAAGAGAUAAUGGGAGUGGGAACUAAUUAAAAUAAUCCUGCCUAGAAAAUAAAGAGAAUAAAACAAUAAACAAUAAUAAAAAAUAAUGAAGAGGAGAAUUAGGCAUGGAACGGGAUUGGGCUGGGCCGGGCUCUGGGUCCAAAUUAUUCAAGCCCGGUACCGGCCUGGGUUAGUACCGGGGUCGGGCCGGGUCGGGUCGGUCUCCAUUUUUUUUGUUUUUUGUUUUUGGGUAAUUUCGAAUUAUUUCCAACCCUCCCCACCCCAAACCCCCCAAACCGCCCAGCCCCACCCAUCUACCUGCCAAUCCAACGCCAAAAAAGAAAAAAAAAUAUUUUGGCCCGGACCGGGCCUGAUCCCAUUGUCUAGCCCGUAGGCCGUAGCUCGCCUCUUUAAGCCAUCGGUCUGGGCCCCAGUCCGGGCUGACCGGGCCGGGUCAGGCUUACAAAUAUGAUCAGUUAUGUUAGCAAUAUACUUCGUAUAACACACACAAUCAAUUAAAGCAUCGAGCACUAUGCAUAACUAGCCUUGCUUGUACCCAUUAGAGCAUUUCCGAUGCUCUUGGUGGUGCAUUGCUGCUGAUGUGACAAUAUGAUGAAAAUUAUCUACGAUGUAUUUGAUAUGUGGGACAACUGUCUUACAAAUGAGAUAGUCUACACUCUAUAAGAAUGAUGCUCCCAUUCUAAAUGAAAAUUAUAAGUUAAAAUUAUUAAAUUAAAUAAAAACUGAAACAUGAAAAAGAAAGUCACCCACCACGAAAACUUACCUUAGUUCCUGGAACUUUCUAUGAGAAAAAGUAUGGAGAAGCUGACAAGACAAGCCAGGAAGGAAAUGUAACUUACCUUCUUAAAAUUUCAACAUCCUAUCAAGUGAAGAAAUGUAAAUUUAACAUAUAAAUUCAAACAAGUAAUUCAAGUAACAAAUAAUAGCCCUAUAUGAGAAUACAAGGGUGCAAAUCUUUUGAGAUGGGGAGGAGACCCACUUUUCAAAUUCGAAAUCUUGCCUGUGUAAGGUUUCCCCAAAAAUGAACAGUUUAUUCAUAAGUUCGAUACCAUAGAAUUAAAUUGCUCUUUGAAUUUCUUCUUACAGAAUAAGUAGAUAACAUUGAGAAUAUAGACUAGGUUUUAUCUACAAAAUUAU